Messenger RNA from Malania oleifera, 471 nucleotides. Its product is annotated as secreted RxLR effector protein 161-like. The record is from RefSeq and is a predicted model, not a curated record. NCBI's taxonomy places the organism in Eukaryota, Viridiplantae, Streptophyta, Magnoliopsida, Santalales, Ximeniaceae. Bases 1 to 471 code for a protein of 156 amino acids. The transcript has a single exon.
AUGGUUGUUCGUUCACUUGAUGUGAAAAUGGAUCUUUUUCAACCUCAAGAAGAUGAUGAAGAAAUCAUUGGUUCUGAAGUACCCUAUUGUAGUGCAAUAGGAGCACUCUUGUAUCUUGCAAAUUACACUAAACUAGAUAUAGCUUUUGCGGUAAAUUUGCUGGCAAGAUUUAGUUUUACACCAACUCAGAGACAUUGGAAUGGAGUAAAACAUGUUCUUCGUUAUCUUUGCGGCACAUUUGAUAUGGGUUUGUUUUACCCAAAAGGAGUAAAGUUUGUGUUGAAAGGAUAUGCUGAUGCUGGAUAUCUUUCUGAUCCUCAUAAAGUUCGAUCACAAAUAAACUAUAUCUUUACAUGUGGUGAUACUACUAUCUCAUGGCGAUCUGUAAAGCAAAUGAUCACUGCUACUUCUUUAAACCAUUUAGAAAUAUUGACAGUUCACGAAGUAAGUCGUGAAUGUGUAUGGUUAUGA